CAGUCAUAACAAAACAUUCGGUUAUUGCUACUCAUAUAGGCGACAUUCAUCUUCCAUUAUUAUUAUUCUGGCCUGUGUCAUUUGAUUUGAAUAAAAAAAUCGUCAAACAAUUUUUAACGUGCCAUUUAUUUAUUUCUAAAAAAUUAAGUAAUUAAAAAAAGAAACAUGGGUGUUAUUUUUUUGGAGCAUAUUGGAGGAGCUCGUUUAUUUUCUUGUGCAUCAUGUGAUACUAAUUUAACAAACAGAGGUCAGCUGAUCAGCACACGAUUUACAGGAGCUACUGGACGUGCUUUUCUUUUCAACAAAGUUGUUAAUUUAAAUUACAGUGAAGUUCAAGAUCGUGUAAUGCUAACAGGGAGACACAUGGUCAGAGAUGUAAGCUGUAAAAAUUGUGAUGCUAAACUCGGCUGGGUUUACGAGUUCGCUACUGAUGACAAUCAACGUUACAAAGAAGGACGUGUCAUUUUAGAAAGAGCUCUUGUUACAGAAAGCGACGGAAUGGGAGAAAAUAUUUAAUAAUUAUAAAUUUUUUUUAUCAAAUUAAUAUAGUUAGUUAAAGAAAUGAAAUUAUUUGAUAAAUAUUUAUACUCGACUAUUAAUAUAUUUAGAUAUUAACCGAUGGUGUUCCGUGUUAGUUCAAUCAUUAUGAAAAACAAUGAGGUAUUAGGUUACAGAUAAUCAAUACUGUAAUGAAUAAAUAUUGAUUAAUUGAAAUAUUUGCGACAGAAUAAUAAUUUCAAAUAACAGUCGUAGAAAAGAAAAAGUGCAUACUUUUUAUUAAAAAUACUGUAAUAAAGAUAUGGAUAUUGUAAAUUUAGAUUCAUAAAUAAGCAGAGUCCUUGAGGACACUGCGAUUGUAAAGUAAUUUCAAACCUCGAAUUGACAUCUUCAUUAUGUCUCAUGAAUUUCAGAAUAAAUAUAUGUAGGUGAAGGCCGCACAAUUAAUGUUUUUUCAAUGUUAUUUCUUAUUUAUUAAAAACAAAUAAUUUUUUAUAAUUAAUAUCUGUGAAAUACAACGAAAUUUAUCACUUAAAA
Molecule: messenger RNA, 1035 nt
Organism: Cotesia glomerata
Lineage: Eukaryota; Metazoa; Arthropoda; Insecta; Hymenoptera; Braconidae
Gene: Yippee
Product: protein yippee-like 5
Exons: 2
Coding region: 166-516 (116 amino acids)
Source: RefSeq, a predicted model, not a curated record